CGGCACAAGCAUGUUUGUCAAUUCAGUUUCUGUGGUUGGAGCUUCAAACGUUACGAACAUCUAAAAAGGCAUAUGUUAGUGCAUACAGGAGAACGGCCUUAUACGUGUCAUUUCCCGGGAUGCGGUAAAAGCUUCAGUCGAUCUGAUAAUUUUCAUGCUCACUAUCGUACGCAUACAAAAAAGAAAGUACCGAAGAAACAACGA
Messenger RNA from Mycotypha africana, 204 nucleotides. RefSeq lists its product as uncharacterized. The transcript has a single exon. Gene Ontology annotation, molecular function: RNA polymerase II cis-regulatory region sequence-specific DNA binding; DNA-binding transcription factor activity, RNA polymerase II-specific. The annotation marks the transcript as partial. Gene Ontology annotation, biological process: regulation of transcription by RNA polymerase II. The record is from RefSeq and is a predicted model, not a curated record. NCBI's taxonomy places the organism in Eukaryota, Fungi, Mucoromycota, Mucoromycetes, Mucorales, Mycotyphaceae. Gene Ontology annotation, cellular component: transcription regulator complex; PcG protein complex.